CACAAGUACAAAUGAUUAGAGUUCUUUCGUAAUUUGUUACUCAACAGGUGCAACCAUAGAACAGGGUCAUAAUCUUAAAAUACGGCCCUUCAUAGAGGUUCUGUACGCAUUUGAUUUACCUCUCUCCAUAGUCAUCGCAGUCUCACCACCUCGUCUUCUCGGUUUCCCUACCACUCAAUCUCAAUUAGUUCUCCUACCAUAGACCUUCCCUCUUAUACGAUCUCGAAUUUUCGCUCCACAAUAUCCCUUUCCGUAGUCUCGGUAACUUGUAUGGAUCGGCGUCUCCGGAAUAGAAAAACAACUGCAAGAAUAGCCAAUAGAAUGAUGCCGGUCUCGAAACCGAAUGCAGCAGCAUCUUUGCUGAACAGUAAGGACAUGGACGUAUUCGAUGGUGAGUGGGGUGGUAUUGUGGAAAGAUGUACAGAUUCUGUCGUGAAGAUGCUUCGUAGCGUUGUAGCUCUCGAUACGAUACUGUUGACUUCGUUCUCCGCAUCGAGAUGGGGUUUAAGGCGCUCGAAUUUUCCUUUACUCAUUAUAUAUAUGUGUGUGUGUUUGUUUUUGUUUGUUUGUUUGUACUAGGCUUCUUUCUCCCGGAUUUAAGUCGACUUUUCUCCAGUAUGGAAAAUAUCCCCAAGAAAAGGAAAAGUUGCUACCGGCUAAGACAACAAAGCGAAAGCAAUGAAAAGAAACGGCGGUACGCUCGAAAUAUAAGCACCAGGCGAGUAGGUCCUCGUAUUGAGCCCAGCAAACCUGUGGGGUGCGGCCAUUGGCAUGGACGCAAUUCAGGCUAUUUACCGAAGUUACCGUAUCGCACGAAUCAUAAUGUGAGUAGAGCGCCUUGUCAAUAUUUCUGCUCUGUUUCCGGUAAGAUGAAAUCGUCUUUUACGGUGAAAGGGGAAUGGGAGCUGGUUGCAGCUGAGAAA
This is a messenger RNA of Lindgomyces ingoldianus, 923 nucleotides long. RefSeq lists its product as uncharacterized. Lineage: Eukaryota; Fungi; Ascomycota; Dothideomycetes; Pleosporales; Lindgomycetaceae. The transcript has a single exon. The annotation marks the transcript as partial. The record is from RefSeq and is a predicted model, not a curated record.